Manihot esculenta (cassava) is the source of this 1364-nucleotide messenger RNA. RefSeq names its product malate dehydrogenase, mitochondrial. Gene Ontology annotation, molecular function: L-malate dehydrogenase (NAD+) activity. Gene Ontology annotation, cellular component: mitochondrion; cytoplasm. Lineage: Eukaryota; Viridiplantae; Streptophyta; Magnoliopsida; Malpighiales; Euphorbiaceae. Bases 93 to 1130 code for a protein of 345 amino acids. The transcript is spliced from 7 exons. The record is from RefSeq and is a predicted model, not a curated record. Gene Ontology annotation, biological process: malate metabolic process; tricarboxylic acid cycle.
CCCACGCUCCUCGAGAGUAUCAGACAUAUUCCACUCUGAACCAGUGAAUUCCCAAACUCUCUCUCUUUCUCCGUCGUCGGCUAAAUAUCAAAAUGAGGAGCUCGCUGUUCAGAGUUAUCAAAACCCUAAAUAACUCUACCUCUUCUUCUCAUCUUCUCCACCGUGGCUAUGGAUCGGAAGCCGUUCCCCACCGGAAAGUCGCCGUUCUCGGUGCUGCGGGUGGGAUCGGACAGCCACUUGCUCUGCUCAUGAAGCUCAAUCCUCUUGUCUCCGAUCUCGCUCUAUAUGAUAUUGCCAACACACCUGGAGUGGCCGCCGAUGUCAGCCACAUCAACACUAAAUCUGAGGUUAAGGGGUACAUGGGAGAAGAGGAACUCGGUAAAGCCUUGGAAGGAUCAGAUGUUGUUAUUAUUCCAGCUGGUGUGCCAAGAAAACCUGGAAUGACCCGUGAUGAUCUCUUCAACAUCAAUGCUGGAAUUGUUAAGGGUCUCUGUGAUGCAAUUGCCAAGUACUGCCCCAAUGCUCUUGUUAAUAUGAUUAGCAACCCUGUGAAUUCAACGGUACCUAUUGCAUCUGAGGUUUUCAAGAAGGCAGGAACCUAUGAUGAGAAAAAAUUGUUUGGAGUAACCACUCUUGAUGUAGUUAGGGCCAAGACUUUCUAUGCUGGGAAGGCCAAAGUGCCUGUUACAGAGGUUAAUGUGCCAGUUGUUGGUGGCCAUGCUGGGAUAACCAUUCUCCCACUAUUUUCACAAGCCACACCAAAAGCCAAUUUGGCAGAUGAAGACAUUCAAGCUCUUACAAAGAGAACUCAAGAUGGAGGGACUGAGGUUGUUGAAGCAAAGGCUGGAAAGGGCUCUGCAACCUUGUCAAUGGCCUAUGCAGGAGCCAUUUUUGCUGAUGCUUGCUUGAAAGGACUCAAUGGGGUUGCGGAUGUGGUGGAAUGUUCAUUCGUGCAAUCGAGUGUUACUGAACUUCCUUUCUUUGCAUCAAAGGUGAGGCUUGGAAAGAACGGUGUGGAGGAGGUUAUGGGAUUGGGCGCUCUCUCUGACUACGAAAAGGAAGGGUUAGAAAAGCUGAAGCCUGAGCUACUGGCAUCUAUUGAGAAAGGAAUCAAGUUUGCCAACAAGUAAUUAAAUCAAUGCUUUUUUGGAUGGCGGGCAUGUUUCCUUCCACCACCACACGCCCAAAUUUUGCAAUUUUCUUUUUCAUUUAUUUAUUUGCAGUGUUGUAUUCAUUGCUUCGCCAGUAGCACCGGCUUUUCUAUUUAGAGUAGAGCAGGUUUUACAUAAAUCAAACCUACUAAUAAUAAUACCCCGUGGGAUGCAACGGGAGAGGUUUAAUAGCACAGCUUAAAUUUACAAGCA